Rasamsonia emersonii CBS 393.64 is the source of this 462-nucleotide messenger RNA. RefSeq names its product 40S ribosomal protein S10-B. The record is from RefSeq and is a predicted model, not a curated record. The transcript is spliced from 2 exons. Gene Ontology annotation, molecular function: RNA binding; structural constituent of ribosome. The coding region runs from base 1 to 462 and encodes 153 amino acids. Lineage: Eukaryota; Fungi; Ascomycota; Eurotiomycetes; Eurotiales; Trichocomaceae. Gene Ontology annotation, cellular component: cytosolic small ribosomal subunit.
AUGACGAUCCCACUGACAUUUUUCGCCUACACAGAGGGUGUGCUCGUGGCCAAGAAGGACUUCAACCUCCCCAAGCAUCAAGACAUUGACACUAAGAACCUCUAUGUGAUCAAGGCCUGCCAGUCUCUCAACUCCCGCGGCUACGUCAAGACUCGCUUCUCGUGGCAGUACUACUACUACACCCUCACCCCCGAGGGUCUUGAGUACCUGCGCGAAUGGCUCCAUCUCCCUCCGGAGAUUGUGCCCGCUACCCACAUCAAGCAGCAGCGCUCGCACGCUCCCCCUCGUGGCAUGAUGGGCGGUGACGACCGUGCUGACCGUCGCCCUGGCGGCCGUGGUGGUCCUCGUGGUGAGGGUGGCUACAGACGCCGUGAGCAGGAGGGCAAGGAAGGUGCCCCUGGCGAGUUUGCCCCUACCUUCCGUGGUGGAUUUGGCCGUGGCCGUGGGGCUCCUCCUUCUUAA